CCAACGUACUCAUAGGAAAUAACAGGCAAAGGUCUCUAAGAAAUGUUCUGGAAAUGGAAAAUACUAAUCUGCAGAAAAAUAUAGUUUUCUUUAAAGCAUAUACAAAAUUAUAGGACAGAGUUUCACAUAUGUUUGGAAGGUCCAAACUGAUGACAGUGGUUAGCUUGGUAGAAGAGUCAAGAUACAUGAGAUUUUACAAAUUAAAUAUAUAAAUUUAGUAUGUAAGUAAUGAAAAUUAAAAGUUGCAGAACAGAUUAUGUGUGUACUUGGACAUGCACACAUAGAGUUGUGUGUCCACAUCCACUUUUGUCUAUACACCUGCCUCUAUUUUACAUCAAGACAUUGUGUGUGUGUGUGUGUGUGUGUGUAUUUGUGUAUGCGUGGGGAAAGGUUUGAGAAUUCUGAAAAGAAACACCAGACUCAUAAUGAUUGCCAAUGGGAAUUAGGAAUGGGAAAUAUUUAUCAGGGGACUUUAAUGUUUCACUUUAUACAUCUCUGUGAGAUGUGACUUUUUCAGUGAGCAUCUGCUGCCCUUCAAAUCUGCUGACAAGGUAAAAUAAUUUUGUUUUUUUCUGUUACUGUAUGGAUUUAAUUCACUUUAACUAGGAUUAUAUUUGGGUUUGAGAUGGAGUCUUGCUCUGUUGCCCAGAAUGGAGUGCCAUGGCGCUAUCUCGACUUACUGCAACAUCUGCUUCCUGGGUUCAAGCAAUUCUCCUGCCUCAGCCUCCCAAGUAGUUGGGAUUACAGGUGCACGACCCCACGCCCAGCUAAUUUUUGUAUUUUUAGUAGAGCCGGGGUUUCACCAUGUUGGCCAGGCUGGUCUCAAACUCCUGACUUCGUGAUCAGCCCAUGUCAGCCUCCCAAAGUGCUGAGAUUACAGGCAUGAGCCACCAUGCCAGCCGAUGUAUCUGGGUUUCUUAAAUUGAUACAUAAUAGAUGGACAUAUUAUUGGGGUGCAUGUGAUAUUUUGAUAUACCCAUAUAAUGUGUGAAAGUCAAAUCAGGGUAAUUAGGAUAUUUAUUACAUUAAACAUUCAUCUUUUUAUGCUAGGCACAUUCAAAUUAUUCUCUUGCAGUGAUUUUGAAAUGAGCAUAACUUUAAAGCUGCUCACACUUACUCACAACCCCUGUGAAAGUUGUUGAUAACUUUUCCAACUCAGAUCUGUGAAUAAGCAUCUUAAUAUGUUUUAUUGACAUAGUGGGGCGCUGAGACCUGUCUGGAUGGAGGGAAACGACAGAGCCGUUGAGAAUGGUCAUUGUGGAUUUAGACAGGAAAUGCUGCCUUUGGAGAGAUUAAAAUUUAGCAGCCACUGAGGUGUGCUUCAGGCAGCUCUAACUUCCUCCAGACUGGAGCUACUCCGAGAGAGCCUCCUCUUCCAAGUCAAAUGUGCAGCCCAUCUCAGACUCACGAACUAGGCCCACUCUUUCAAACAGUCAUGAGGACCUAUUUUCUAAUUGCUCUCCCUUCAUGGUGAAAUAAUUCAAACAUUCCAUUCCCUUCUAGAGUGAGAACAAGAGCUAAAUUUAAAUGCAAUAGCUUAAUGAUGCAUCUGCAAUUCCAAGCAGCCAACAAUCUAUCAAAAAAAGACCAGCUCAUUCCAAAUAUAGGAAAGACUCAUACACACAUACAUCACUCCACUCUAGCUUCCAACCCUAGAAUGACCAAAAUUUAAAAAUAUCAAAAAAGUAAUAAGCCCUCAAAAUAAUCUGCUUGUGAUCCCUAGGAGGACAGAUUGGCUUCUGUAUCCCAUAGGCCAAGUAUAAUAAAUGCACUGGAAAAAAAUUACAACUAAUAACCCACACCACUCAGUUGAAACACACUCUUUGAAAGUGUUCUUAAUGACACAAUUUGUCUUUUUAGGGCAUACAGAUAACCAUAUUGUCAUAAAUUAUAUUCACUGAAGAAACUGAUACCAUUAUAUUAAUAAUGAAAACAAAAGGGUUUUGAAAUAUUUUUCAGGAAUCUUACCCACCUCCAAGGAUGCUGCCUUUACUCAUUAUGUGAUGAUUAGUGGCUCUAUUGUAACGAGAAACAAAUGAUUACCAAGUAUAUAUCCUACAUUGGAAAGAGUUAAGUUUCACAUCAGACCUUUUCUGCCUUCUUGUAUGGAAAAUGAAUGCAUAAAAUAGGAAUCAGAGGACUGGGUGUGGAUUUAGGUCUACUGAACACAUACUGACUGGAUCCAUUACCACCAUUAUCACCACAACUACCGCCAGCAUCACCAUCAGCUCCUCUGUCACCACGACUACCGCCAGCAUCAUCACCAUCUCCUCUGUUGCCAUGACUAUCUACCACCAAAAUCAUCACCAUCUCCUCCAUCACCACCAGCAUCACCAUCUCCUCCAUCACCAUGACUACCAAAAUCAUCACCAUCUCCUCCAUCACCACCAGCAUCACCAUCUCCUCCAUCACCAUGACUACCGCUGGCAUCACCACCAUCUCCUCCAUCAUCACCAUCUCCUCCAUCACCAUGACUAUCGCCAGCAUCAUCACCAUCUCCUCCAUCACCAUGACUACCAAAGUCAUCACCAUCUCCUCCAUCACAACUACUCAUCACCACCAUCUCCUCCAUCACCAUGACUACCGCCAGCAUCACCACCAUCUUCUCCAUCACGACUGCUGCCAGCAUCACCACCAUCUCCUCCAUCACCACAACUACUGCCAGCAUCAUCACCAUCUCCUCCAUCACCAGGACUACCGCUGGCAUCAUCACCAUCUCCUCCACCACCACCAUGCUUACCGGAAUCUGAGACUCAGAUUCAUUUGCCAAGCCCAAGCAGGGGCACCAAAGGUCCAGCUGAUUGAUCUUCUGCUGCGGGAUCAAAUGCAGAUGGAAUAGUCAGUGCCACCAGUGCCUAGCCAGCCAUUUCGGGGUUGAAACCCUUUAGCAACAGAAAGCAGCUGUUAUUCUUACUACCCAAGAUUGUCUCAUGAUCACACAGGGUGAACUACUGCCCUGAGUUCAGAUCACACCUCUGCACAGGAAACCUCAAACCAAACAUUUCACAAGGAAUGAAGAAACCAGCCUAGAGUUCUCUCCUGAACCCUGAACCUGACCAUGAAACUGUGGAUCCACAUCCACCUGAACUGUGGAUUUUUACCUGUAUUUAGGUGUUGGUCAGGUAACUCAAACUCAAAACUGGGCUUCAGCGCAAACCUGAAUGUGAAUCUCCCCAUACUUCUACUGCUCUCUCAGUCUUUCUCAUCCUAGGAAAUGGUCCUCCCCUUCCACCAUGCAGCCCACGCCAAAAAUAUGAAAGCCAUUCUUGUCACCCCCUUGCACUCCCUCUCAGCCCAGUCUAUCACAAUGGCUAGCAGGUCCUGCUGCCCCAAUAUAUCCAGGACCUCUCCAAUGACCCUCACGUCCACUAGCAUCCUGGUGCAGGCCACCCUUGCCAGUCAUGUGGACUACAGGGUUGCCGCCUAAUCCUCUUUGCUCCCACGAUUACCUCUACCUCCAUUCAGAACUAGGAGCGAUCUUAUUAAAAUAAAAAUUGGAUCAUGUCAUUCUCCACCUAAAAUCAAUCACUACUCUCUGGCCAUUGUUCUUAAGAUGUAGAAUCAGUACCCUAGCACAGCCAGCCCUGAGGUCCUGAAUGAACUGCCCUGUCCACUUGUCCCCAUCUGUGUGCUAGACACCCAGAUUUUCAGGCAUCAAGUUCUUUCUUGCCUCAGGGCCUUUGCACGGCUGUUCCCCAUGAUGUUUCUCUCUCUGUGAGGGUAAGGACCACAUCUGCUCUGCUUACUACUCAGUCCUCUUAACGAGGGGACAUACAGUUGGCACUCAAUAAAUAUGCCUCAAAUAAAUCAACAAACCAUGAAAGAACAGACACAGCCCCUAACUGACACAGAGGAAUACUGCUUCUGAGAAAAGGA
Molecule: messenger RNA, 3876 nt
Organism: Symphalangus syndactylus (siamang)
Lineage: Eukaryota; Metazoa; Chordata; Mammalia; Primates; Hylobatidae
Product: polyadenylate-binding protein 1-B-like
Source: RefSeq, a predicted model, not a curated record